ACAUAUCAUCAAACUCACUCAAAAAAAGAAAUACAGCGAAUUCAAAAAAAAAAAAAAAAGAUUCUUGCAAGUGAAAGCAGAGAUGGUGAUGGAAGAGAAACUCGUGAUCAACGAACUGGAACAAGGGAGAGAGCUUGCCAAACGUCUGAUGAGCAAUCUCAAAGAUACUUCCUCAAUCGAAUCCAGCAAAAGCUUGAUCUCUGAGAUCCUCAGUAUCUACCAGAAUGCUAUUUCCAUGUUAGACGACAAGAAGGUCCUUAAGCGAAGCCGUGAGAUCGAUGACAAAUAUUCUAAGAACGUGAUUAAAAAGAGGAAAGUGUUUGAGAAGACAGAGAAAGUUAGUUUCUUUGUCGGAGCAGGACAAGAAAAGGGUUCAAUUGAUGAUGGUUAUUGCUGGAGAAAGUACGGUCAAAAAGAGAUUCAUGGAUCCAUUAAUCCAAGAGGAUAUUUCAGAUGCACACAUCGAUUCACACAGAACUGUUUAGCAGUGAAGCAAGUCCAAAAAUCCGACAGAGAUCCUUCCAUUUUCGAAGUGAAGUAUGUCGGGAGCCACACUUGUAACAACACUACUACAUCUCCAAAGACACCGAACUUCUCUGUUUCGACGUUCCAGGAAGGAAACACAGCGGAUGAGCAACGAGAAGACAUCAAACCGACGAAAACAGAGGAAGCGAUGAUGAGUUUUGAAGAUCUUGAGAGCAAGAAGAACAUUUUCAGAACGUUUUCUUUCUCUAACUACGAGUUUGAGAAUGGUGGUGGUGGUUGGAAAGGCAACCUCUUCCAUGAGAAUCAGCUGUCUCCUGCUGCGACUACGUCAGGGUCUGGAAUCACUAGCGAGAUUGCAACGGCUCCUGCUUCUGUUGAGAACUCGGAGACUGCAGAUUCGUAUUUCUCGUCUUUGGACAAUAUUAUCGACUUUGGACCGGAUUGGUUGCUGUCGUGUGACGUUUUGAAUUGGUGAAUGUAAUAUUAAUGUGGUAGUAACUAUAUAGAUGGUGACUGGUGAGUGUAAUAUUUAGGAUUAGAUUUAAUAUAUUUGCUGAUGGAUUAGAGAUUGGCUUUUUUUCAAUAGGGGAGGGUUUGUUGAUUCCCAUUGAAGUUUAAUGGUUCUUGAUGAUGAUUAAUAAAUAAAAUGUUACUAUUAA
This is a messenger RNA of Brassica oleracea var. oleracea, 1145 nucleotides long. RefSeq names its product probable WRKY transcription factor 46. The transcript is spliced from 3 exons. Gene Ontology annotation, cellular component: nucleus. Bases 83 to 961 code for a protein of 292 amino acids. Lineage: Eukaryota; Viridiplantae; Streptophyta; Magnoliopsida; Brassicales; Brassicaceae. The record is from RefSeq and is a predicted model, not a curated record. Gene Ontology annotation, molecular function: DNA-binding transcription factor activity; transcription cis-regulatory region binding. Gene Ontology annotation, biological process: regulation of DNA-templated transcription.